This is a messenger RNA of Haliaeetus leucocephalus (bald eagle), 800 nucleotides long. It is a transcript of the gene ACOT8, whose product is annotated as acyl-CoA thioesterase 8. Gene Ontology annotation, biological process: acyl-CoA metabolic process; fatty acid catabolic process. Gene Ontology annotation, cellular component: peroxisomal matrix. The transcript is spliced from 5 exons. The record is from RefSeq and is a predicted model, not a curated record. The coding region runs from base 1 to 753 and encodes 250 amino acids. Gene Ontology annotation, molecular function: fatty acyl-CoA hydrolase activity. NCBI's taxonomy places the organism in Eukaryota, Metazoa, Chordata, Aves, Accipitriformes, Accipitridae.
AUGCUGAUCGUGGGGUGCCCGGGGCUGAGAGGCGGCAGCGGGGUGGAGGGUCGGGGAGGAGACCCCAAGGUGCCGGUGCUGUACGAGGUGGAGCGGACCCGUACGGGGAAGAGCUUCUCUGUCCGUUCCGUAAAGGCCAUCCAGCACGGAAAGCCAAUCUUCACCUGCCAGGCCUCCUUCCAGCUCUCCCAGGGGAGCCCAGUGCAGCACCAGUUCACCAUGCCUACUGUGCCACCCCCUGAGGAGCUGCUGACGCAAGAGGAGCUUAUCCAGAAGUUUCUGCAGAAUCCUAACUUGGCGGAGAGAUACAGAAAGCAUCUCAACAAGAUUCAAGCCGAAGAUGUGCCGAUUGAUAUCAAACCCGUAAACCCACCAGACAUAUUCUGCUUGGAGCCGCAAGAGCCAAAGCAGCUCUUCUGGGUGCGAGCACGAGGCUACAUAGGAGAGACUGACAUGAAGGUGCACUGCUGCGUGGCUGCCUACAUCUCCGACUAUGCCUUCCUGGGCACGGCUCUGCUUCCGCACCGGCAGUACCACAUCAAGUUCUUGGUGUCCCUCGACCAUUCCAUGUGGUUCCACGCGCCCUUCCGAGCAGACCACUGGAUGCUGUAUGAGUGCGAGAGCCCCUGGGCUGGUGGGUGCCGGGGACUGGUGCAGGGACGGCUGUGGCGCCGGGAUGGGGUCCUGGCUGUCACCUGUGCGCAGGAGGGAGUCAUCAGGGUGGAGCAAAAGCCAAACCAGAGCAAGCUCUAGCUGAGGAGCCCCCGUGGGCUGGGGCUUGGGCACGCCGAGGAGGAACC